Messenger RNA from Syngnathus acus (greater pipefish), 4006 nucleotides. Its product is annotated as DENN domain-containing protein 2A. Gene Ontology annotation, cellular component: actin cytoskeleton. The coding region runs from base 380 to 3484 and encodes 1034 amino acids. Lineage: Eukaryota; Metazoa; Chordata; Actinopteri; Syngnathiformes; Syngnathidae. Gene Ontology annotation, biological process: retrograde transport, endosome to Golgi. The record is from RefSeq and is a predicted model, not a curated record. The transcript is spliced from 20 exons.
GAGAGAGAAGGCAAGAGGGGGGUGGCCUGAGGAACGCGCCACUGGGAAAAGUUUUGAGAAACAGAGAGAGAUAGGGAGAGAGGGAGGCAUCACCACUGAGAGAAGUCACAGACAAAGUGGAAGGAAAAUGAAAAAGGCUGUCAACAUCUGAGGCCGCGCUUUGGUCGGGAGGAGGGAUUUUCCGGACUUUUUCUGUCUCUUUUUCCUCCGACCCUCGGGCCGGCAGGACAGGCUUUGGAAUGCCUGCCGAGAGGCGCCGGGGCAUACGGAGUGAGGAGAGCCAUGCGAGACGUGGAUGCUGCCUUCUGCUGGCUCCGUUUACGCCAAAUGAGGGACGAACGCGGGAGCGCUUCAUCGGGGCUGGGCCGGCUCGGAAAGGAUGCCAGCUGCUAGCACAAUGACUGGUGGGAGGGCGCUGCUGCUCUGUACAAACACUGACAACACUAUCUACCAAUCAGUCAACGGACUCCAUUGCUGCGGCUUGAAGAUUGGGGAGACUCCGUCGUCUGCGGUGCCCCGGCGCCAAGAGGUGUGUGGGCUACCAGGGGACGGACACAAGAGGGACUCGGGUCCUCCCGGCAGCAUGCUGACUCACAGGAGAACGGCCAGCGCCAGCGCCCCGAGGACUCCCAACGUGGAGAACGGACAGUGCGGCAAGCUGAAUAAGGGCCAAGUCGGAGUCAGGGCCGCGAGUAUCCGCGAUAAAAUCUCCCAAUGGGAGGGCAAAAAGGAGCCCAGCCAAGCCAUUUCCGUGGAGGCUUGUCCGCUAAGCACCACGCAGAAGGAAAUUGAGUCAGUCAGAAAAAAGGAAUUCAAACCUCCGGAGGUCCAACGGACAAACAGCAAGAGAUUUGUAAGCUGGGACAGGCAAGACUCAGGAAAAGAAAAUGCCGGAAAGCUCGGCGGGGAUGCGAGGACUAAAUCUCCAGAAGGCCUGAGCAACAAGGACAAAGAAAUCAUUCUGGAGCGAGGACUGCGGGCUACUAAGGCGACGCAACAACCCCAAGACAAGAAAACUGUUUUAACUCGCGUUAAGAAACUGGAAAGAGCGACACAAGAAGUCCAGAGUGGGAUGUCGCUGGCGUUUCCGGGGAAUUACUUCAGCCCGCCAUCAAAGGAUGAGCUGGAAGAAACAGAAAAGCGCCUCACCGAACCAAUUUUCGGGACAGUCGGCUCCAGGUGGAGGAAAGAAAGCGAUGGCGAGAACGUAUAUAGCGAGCCGGGCGCCCCGUCCAUCAACCCUCUGCCCAAACCGCAGAGAACCUUCCAGCACCACACGCCGCCUUCCACCCCGGUCUCGGGGUUCGGCGGUUCCUGUAAAGGCAAGAGGACGUUGCCUCCUUUGCCUUCCUUCCCCCCUCCGCCUCUACCCACCUGCCCGCCUCCCGGAGUUUGCAGGAGACCUUGGACGGACAGAUCCCACCAUAGCAGCAACAGGAAGUCUUACGAAUUCGAAGACCUGCUCCAGUCGUCCUCGGAAAGCUGCAGGGUCGACUGGUACGCACAGUCCCGCCUGGGCCUCGCACGCACUUUAUCGGAGGAGAAUGUCUACGAGGACAUCAUUGACCCUCCAUCUAAGGAGAAUCCCUACGAAGACAUCGAGCUGGAGAGAAGUUGCCUCGGGAGCAAAUGUGUAUCACCUGCCUCCUCCUCACCCAUUCCUGACACUCCGGCUAAGUUGUGCUCCAAGCCUGGCUUCUUCAGGCAGAACUCCGAGCGACGGAGUUUCAAACUCUUGGAGUUACGCAAGACCAACAGGGACGCUGGCGUGUGUUCACCGUCACGCGUCAGCCCGCCGUCCACGCCAAGCAGCCCCGAUGACACCCCCUGCCUCUCCGGGGACCCGUACAACCGGCGACGGAGGAAAAUCCCCAAGAUGGUGAUAAAAAUCAACGGUAUUUUCGAGGCUCGGAGAGGGAAAAAGCGCAUGAAGAAGGUGUCUCAGUCCACCGAGUCCAGCUCAGGGAGAGUGACCGACGAGAACAGCGAGUCAGAAAGUGACACGGAGGAGAAGCUAAAAGCUCAUAGCCAGAGGCUGGUGUCGGUCCAGUCCAUGCUGAGGCAGACGGGGCGGUACCGGACCUUGGACAGGGAUCUGAUGGAGGACAGAAAACUUUUCGAGUACUUCAUUGUGGUGGCACUCCACAAGACCAAAGCUGGAGUUCCUUAUCUGCCGGAAGUCACGCAACAGUUCCCUCUUAAACUUGAACGCAGCUUCAAGUUCAUGCGGGAGACAGAAGACCAGCUGAAGGUCAUCCCUCAGUUCUGCUUCCCCGACGCCAAAGACUGGGCGCCGGUCGAUAACUUCCCCAGUGAGACAUUUUCAUUUGUGCUGACCGGUGAGGAUGGAAGUCGUCGAUUUGGCUACUGCAGACGAUUGCUGCCCAGCGGUAAAGGCCGAAGGCUCCCCGAGGUCUACUGCAUCGUCAGCCGCUUGGGCUGCUUUGACCUUUUUUCCAAGAUCCUGGACGAGGUGGAGAAGAGGAGAGCCAUCUCACCUGCGCUGGUGCAGCCCUUCAUGAGAGGCAUCAUGGAGGCUCCUUUUCCUGCACCGGGAAGAACAAUCAGUGUCAAAAACUUCCUGCCUGGCUCGGGGACAGAGGUGAUCGAGCUGUGUCGGCCUUCCGAUUCUCGACUGGAACAUGUCGACUUUGAGUGUCUCUUCUCCUCGCUGAGUCUGCGUUUGCUCCUGCGAGUGUUCGCCUCCCUGCUCCUGGAGCGCCGGGUCAUCUUCACCGCAGACAAGCUCAGUACCUUGUCGCAGUGCUGCCAUGCCGUGGUGGCUCUCCUCUACCCGUUCACCUGGCAGCACACGUAUAUUCCCGUGCUGCCGCCUUCCAUGCUGGAUAUCGUGUGCACACCAACACCCUUCAUCGUCGGCCUGCUCUCCAGCUCUCUGCCUCGACUUAAAGAGCUUCCUAUAGAGGAGGUCCUGGUUGUCGACCUCGGCAACAGCCGCUUCCUACGACAGAUGGACGACGAGGACUCCAUUCUCCCCCGCAAGCUGCAGGCAGCUCUGGAACAUGUUCUGGAGAAGAGGAGGGAGCUGGCCUCGGACAAAGGAGACCUGCUCAGUGAUUCCAGUUCCCUCAGCACAGUCGCGUCCGAGGCAUUUGUGCGCUUCUUUGUGGAAAUGGUCGGCCAUUAUUCCAUCUUCAUGGGAGGCUUAGAGCGUGAGGACGAGUCACCCAGCCCCCCUCCUUCCUCCUCCUCCUCCUCUUCCACCUGUUCCUCCUUUCAACGGGAGGCCUUUCGUAAGGCGGUCACCUCCAAGAGUUUGAGGAGGUUCCUGGAGGUGUUCAUGGAGACGCAGAUGUUUACGGGUUUCAUCCAGGAGAGGGAGCUGCGCAGACAGGGCCUCAGAGGUCUGUUUGAGGUCCGAGCACAGGAGUACCUUGACUCGCUUCCUGGCAGUGAACAGCGACGAGUCAACAAAUUUUUAAAAGGCUUAGGAAACAAGAUGAAAUUCCUCUCCAAGAAGUGAUGCUUGGCGAUGUGAUGAUGAAAGAAGGCGGCGAAAAUAAAAAGGGUCGUUUUCAAAUGAAAGCAGGAACCUUAUAAUGGAAUAAACUCAUUCCUAGUUAUGUGUGAACUCUGACCCCAGAUGAGCUUUCAGUGUAAAGCAAAGCACAGUGUAAAUAUUUCAGAAACCUUCUGGACAACUCGUACAUUCCAACUCUUUCCUUUAGAAGUUUUGACAUAAUUACAACUUCUUCAACAGGAGGCUUCACGUUAAUUUAUAUCCUUUUUUUUUUUUUAAGUAAAUGUAAUCUGUGUAAAGAAAUCUAGUUUGUUCAUAGACUUUAUUUAACAAGGUCUAGACGCGGUCUGUUGUUUGUUAAUGAAUUGUUUUGUAUGUUUACCAUCAAACGAAAGGCAGAGGAGGAAAAUGUGAAGACGAGCAGAAAAUGAAUGUGUGGUAGGUCAAUCAAUAUCCAUGGGUUUGCCUUAACCUUUGAGAAUGGAACUUUAUAAAUAAAGUUGUAAAUUUGUAUUUGAUGGGUAA